CUCUCCCAGGAACGGUUUGUUUGCUGACCACUUCUCCUCGGCUCUCCGACCACCCCGGGUUGAGUGUUUGACGGCCAGAGGUGCUGCAGUCUGCGGUCAGUUGAGGUGGAGGAGCUGCUGGAGUCCAGGAGUCUCCUCUGUGUGCCUCUGGGACGGCCUGUAGACCUGCGCUGGACUGAGGCUGGGACGUUGAGUUGAGUCCACGAUGGGGGACGUGAUUUCCAGCCACCUGGAUGAAUCCAAGCGGGAACUGAUCUCAGCUCGCACUGGAAAUGUGAUGGGAGAGUUUGGCUGUUUGUACGAGCAGCAGUAUGCAGUGGCUCUCUUUAACAAAGUUCGCUAUGACGUCGAAGGAGUAGGUGGCCCACAGCCUCAGCUGCUUCACCGCAAGAUUCCCCUGGAGAACAAGUCCAUCUUCUCUGGCUCACUCAGUCAGUACCUGGAGGAGAACAAGAAAUGGAGAAACCACUUUGUCUUCAUCCCAGAUUCCUACAACAUCGACUACUAUGACAACAAAGCGUCCCAUGACAGACGCCACCAUCCCAAAGGGACCAUCAACUGUGCAGGCUACAAAGUGCUGACAUCUAUGGAGCAAUAUUUGGAUCUGAUAAGCAACAGCCUGCCUGGUGUGAAAGCAAAGGUGGGAAGUUCACCCUUCCUAAAAUGUGCCACCCAGUUUCCUCUGAUCCUGUGGCACCCUUACGCCCGUCACUAUUGCUUCUGUGCGUUGACUGAGAAAGAGCAGCAGAAAUGGCAUGCAGUCCUCCAGGACUGUGUCAGACACGCCAACAAUGGUUUAUCCGAAGAAAAUAAAGUCCAGACGCCGGCCUUCACUGAUGCAGUGCGAAUCUACCGCCAAACUCAAGGGCACUAUGGCACGUGGGAGAUGAUGUGUGGUGUUCCAUCUCAGAUCCUGUCUAACUUGGUGAUGGAGGGCCUCCUCCCUGAGCUGAGGGAGCUCAUCUCCUCCCGUCUCAAAGGCAAACUGCACGAGAGGCAGAGGAACUGGAUGCUGAUCAGUGAUGCAGUGUACAGCUUGGUGCAGAGGCAGUGCAAGGACCAGUAUGAGGCGGUGUUGCAGAAAUGUGAGGCUGCCCACUCCUCUCUAGAGGCCUCCAUACGAACAGACAUGGACCAGAUCAUCACUUCCAAGGAGCACGUGACCAACAAGAUCAGAGAGGUGGUUCUCCCCAAGGCUGAGAAGCUGCUGAAGGUGAGUAUCAAGCCUUACAUCAGCUCCAUCCUGGACGCCCUGAUGGAACCAACGAGCAGAGGUUUCUUUGAGGUCCGGGAUGUUUUCUCCAGAGAGCUGUUGGACAUGAGCAAGAACACUCUGAAUGAGAGCACAAAGGAGACUGUGGCACAGCACAUGGAGAAGAUCUUUAUGCUGGCCUUCCAUCCGGUGAAGAUGCAGGGCUGCUAUGAGAAGGUGGAGAAGCUGAGUCUGGAGGGUCUGCAGCAGAGGUUUGAUGUCUCCAGCCCCUCAGUGUUCGUCCAGAGGGCCCAGAUUCUCAUGCGAGAGCAAAUGGACAAUGUAGUGUACACGUUUGAGCAGAUCUUUCACCAGAGUCUGGAGUCUCAGGGUACUGAGGAUCUCUGCAAGACCAUUCAGCGCUGCCAGGACAGAGUCAUUAAGAAAUUUGACUAUGACAGCAGCACAGUGAGGAAGCGUUUCUUCCGUGAGGCUCUCCUACAGAUCUUCAUCCCUUACAUGCUGAAGCAGCUCAACCCUCCCUGUGCCUCUGAGCUGCCGCGCUUCCAAGAGCUUAUCUUUGAGGACUUUUCUCGCUUCAUCCUGGUGGAGAACAUCUUUGAGGAGGUGGUACUGCACUCUGUCAUGAAGGACAUCAUGUUGGCUGUGAAAGAGGCUGCAGUCCAGAGGAAACACAACCUGUAUCGGGACAGCAUUUGCCUCAGCAACAGUGACCCCAACCUGCACUUACUGGGAGAAAACCCUUCUGUCAACUGGGCCGCAAAGUAUGCGAGAGCCCAGGAGGAGAAUAACGGAGCAGGAGAGGACGUUGAGGAUGACAGCGAUGCCAAAUGUGGGGAGUCUCAGAAAAGGAGGACAAAGCAAGUGGUGUCCAUGAUCCAGGUGGAGGACUCAGUGGCUCUUCCUAGCGAGUCAUGCUUGGAGGGAUCCAGUGUUGAGGACAUGCCUGAGGAGGAUAAAGAUGAAGAGGAUGAGGAUGAGGAGAAUGUGGAUGAAAUGGCUUCCUCAGAGCAGAAUGAACCUGCAGUUUCCACAGUGUCAGAAAACACUCCAGAUCUGACCAGUGGUGCUGUCUUAAAGGAAGAGGAUGGUAAACCAGAGGAGCACCAGAAAGAAGGCAUCCUGCUGAAGAAUGAAUCGGCUGCAGAAGGUGGUUUAGCUGUAAAAGAAGAGGAUGAGGGAACAGACAGCCAGCUGGUGGAGGAGGAGCAGCCUUCCUUUAACCAGGAGUCAGGGGAAGCAUUGCCGCCUCCUGCCAAGGAAAUCCCACCUGGAACUACAGAGACUGCUUCUGUCAGCCCUCCAAAGGUGACAUCUGACUCUCCUCCAUGUCCACAUGAUGACAGUCAUAACCAGUUUCCCACCAGUGAAGUGGAGAAUGAGGAGGAGGUCUCUAGCCCAACCGACCUACAACCCACAUAGGUGCACCUGAGGGGGAAAAGGAGGCAAAUGUAGCCACAAAACCUGUGACUCUGAGACCAGAGAUGACAUCAUUUCCAUUUUUCUGACCUAACCGGAACCCUGCCUUCUUUUGUUUUUGUUUUUUUAACAUUAAAAGACAUUUUAUAGCAUUUUGACCACAUGAGUUUUCCACAGCAGUAAAUCACUCAGCAGAACGUCAGCUUUGAUCAACACAAUCCCCACGUCUAGUUUCUCUUCACCUGGUGGAAAUAUGAGCACAGUGGAGGACCUUGAGUUUAUAAGGGUGUGUUAUAACCUGUGACAUGUUGUAAGAACACCCUAGUUGGGGUGCCUUUGGUGAAAUAUGCGUUGAUUUAGCUCCCAAAAUUGUCUUGAUUAGCUAGUAGGUGACCUGCAGUGAAUAGAUUCUUUUCUGACUGUAUUUGGUAUAAAAAGCAGUUAGUGUUGUUUGAAACUUAGUAAGGUUGUCACACUUGAUUCAUCUCAAACCAAGUGUGAGAACCAAAACUCCGGCUUCUUACUGGACCUAAUUAACAAUUAGAAAAUAUUUUCCAGAAUGCAGAAAAAUUAUUUUUUUUCCUUGUCAAACUUGCAUUUGAUUAAUUGUCUUAAUGAACACACAGACAUCUCAAGACUUGACCAUUUCUUUUGUGUUAUUGAGGAUUACUUUAUUUUAUAUGACUUUAUUCCAUAACAAAGAAAGCAUGUGUAUAUUAUAUAUAAAUGUGUGUAUGAACCAAUGAACUGCCACACUGUCAUUUUGCAUCAUUUUAUAUCAUUUCGUCAGUGCCUUGGCUGAUCUCUUCACCCCCUGUUUAUUUAUUAUUUGGCAUCCUUCUAUUUUGUGAUUGAUAUGCUUUUAGAUUUAUUUUACUCUUGUGUGAUGUAAAUGACUAUUAUUGAUAAUAAAUCAUUAUUGAUUACAUAAAGUCAA
Molecule: messenger RNA, 3569 nt
Organism: Amphiprion ocellaris (clown anemonefish)
Lineage: Eukaryota; Metazoa; Chordata; Actinopteri; Pomacentridae
Gene: niban2b
Product: niban apoptosis regulator 2b
Exons: 14
Coding region: 206-2635 (809 amino acids)
Source: RefSeq, a predicted model, not a curated record